GGCGGAGCACGAUGGCAGAGUUUAUGUAACAGCGAACCGUUAUAACCAGGUUAGGUUUGAUUUAGCAGUCCGCUCAGAAGAUUGGAACUGCGACACUUCUUUGCACCCAAAUGGAGGGAAUCUGUGCUCUGUUGCUUGUUUUGUUCGUACCUGCCGCUGUUUCAGCAGGUUCUCACUCUUUGGCUGUGGUUACAACUUACAUUGAAGGAGAGACUCCAUUUCCAGAACUUAGUAUGACCUUGAUGUUGGAUGAUCUCACAGUUGGAUACUUUGAUUCUGAGAUGAACACCCUUGUUCCCCGAGGUCUUAAAGACCAGGAAGAUGAUGGUGUGAUUGACCCAGAGAAGAUCAAGAUCAUAAGUUCUUCAAUGCAAACUGACUUCAAACAGAGACAUUUAUAUUUAAAACAUGAGUUAAAUUAUACUGAAAGCAUUCAAGUUCAGCAGAGGCUGGUGAUGUGUGAAUUGAUGGACAAUGACCAGCCUGGACCACUUAUAAUCAAGAAUGCACUCGAAGGCACCACGCGAGAUGAACUGCGUUUUUAUGAACGCAAAAUUACAUAUAAAAAUGAUUUAAAUCUCACAGAAGAAAGACUGGAAUUAUUUUUAACUUCCACUCAGUGGCGUCAUGAAAAUAUCUACUACCCACUGUGCAUUAAAACACUCAGAGGUUACCUGAACAAGAGAAGCAAUCAAGUGAAAAGGAAAGUGAAGCCCAGAGUGAGGCUCAUCCAGAGAAGACGCUCAGUGUCUGGGUGGGAUGGGGUGACCUGCCUGGCCACUGGUUUCUACCCCCGUCACAUCAACCUGACCAUCUUCAGAGACGGACAGCCAGUUCCUGACCAACUGACCACUGGAGGAGACCUGCUUCCCAACGUAGACGGGACCUACCAGAUGAGGAAAAGCCUGGAGCUCAGUGAAGAGGAGCUGAAGAAGCACAGCUACACUUGUACAGUCACCCACCUCAGCCUGGACAACAAGCUGGACGUCCCUUUGGAUUUUGAUCCAGGGGAGCCCAUCGGGCCUAUCGUUAGCUCUGUGGUGGUUGCUUUGGUCUUGGUGAGUGUGAUGAUGGCCGUCAUCUGGAUGAUAAAGAUACGCAGGAGAAAGCAAAGAGCUUCAUCUCAGGGGAAGUAUUCAUCAGCUUCCAGUACAGACGAAAGUGAGACUUCACUGGAUGAUACUAAAAAGUAAUUUGAAGACUUAUAUCUGACCAAUGGCUCUUGUGAACGAGAACUUCAUCUUUUUAUAUAUCAUUAUCUUAAUUAUUAGACAUGCUGUUGGAUCAAAACCUUGUAUCUC
Messenger RNA from Colossoma macropomum (tambaqui), 1301 nucleotides. Its product is annotated as major histocompatibility complex class I-related gene protein-like. The record is from RefSeq and is a predicted model, not a curated record. Gene Ontology annotation, biological process: immune response. The transcript is spliced from 7 exons. Gene Ontology annotation, cellular component: external side of plasma membrane. NCBI's taxonomy places the organism in Eukaryota, Metazoa, Chordata, Actinopteri, Characiformes, Serrasalmidae. Bases 111 to 1193 code for a protein of 360 amino acids.